GAACGCACGUCUUGCGCUUUCGCAUCAAGGAAAUACGAGAAUGAUUUCUCCAAAUAGAAGUCUUUAAAGAUCUGAGUUUUAGUGUUUUAAUUUUUUUUUUAAUAAAUCCCAUUGAACUUUUGAGUGAGUUUCGAGUGAUUGUGUUUACGAAUGUCCCAAGGUCGUAUCGUUACCGGUUAAAACGAUGACACCGCAGUGCGUAAGUGUUAGUGCCACAGUGUCCAUAGUGUAGUACCAAUCAGCAUGGGGUGUACGCCGAGUAUGCUGCUAGACCACAAGAAUCGCAGACGCGACAGCACUGGCUCUCAAGAAGCUGCUCUAGCCAAGAUAGCUCCCACUCCGUUAUGCCAGAACAAAGCAGUCCAAGCUGCGAGGGCUCCAAGGGCCUCCUUGGAGUCAGAUGGGUUUAGCAUACAGCUGUCGAGCAAGAAAGAUAGCUAUGUGUCCCAGAUGGGUAAUAAUUUCGCAACUCAGCUGCAUAUCAAGAGGAUAUCUGGUACGUUCACAAUAUGUGGAGGUCAAAAGAGUGUUUGCAGUUCGAGCGGGUCGCCGGGGCCGCGUGCCGGGCGUCGGUCCUCGCUCGCUCUGACACCGGAGGACGAGCCCCUAGUCGACCUCGCCAACAGGUCGCCGCCGCCUUCAAACAUCCCCUCUGCCCUUCUUUACGCGCCUCCGGAACCCUUAGAGCUGCUAUGCGUGUUCCCGGAACGUGCGUCCCGCGUGUGCGCUGCGGCCUGCAACGCAGCCGCACGGGCCGGCGGCGAUGCGCGUGCGGUCCGCGGCGCGAGGGAAGCGCUAGAAGCCUUCCGCCGCGACGCAGACGUGCGGCCGCCGCACGUCGUCGUCGUUGACGCACGGCAGCCGCAGCUCAUGGACUCUACCUUAUUAGCACGAGCGAUUCGGGGUAUGAAGAACACCCAGCACAUAAUUCUCAUUGCCGUCGUCAAAAAGAGUUCAUAUCUCAAAGAUGACUUCGCCGUACUCCCUUAUUUGGAAGCUGGCUUCAACAGGGUUAUGGUAGAAACACUGGGCGCGACGGCGUGGUGUGCAGAAAUGUUGCAAGCACGCUCGGCAGCCGCAACCGCAAGGGCACAAGUCGGUGCGGUUGCGGCUCUCUCCGCCGCCACCGACCGCUGCAGGGACCUCGUCGCGGUCACAGACGACCAGCAGCGGAUACUUCUUACAAACAAAUCGUGGUGCCGGGUAGUGGGAUGGAGGCCAGAAGAUGGUCCGCGACCUUUGACAGAACAGCUCAGCGGGGAAGCACUCCGUUUAGCAGCAAGCGGAGUUCGAGAUUGGGAGGCACCGGUUAUGCUUCGAAGACGUGCCGCUCCCGACUCAGUGUUAUUGCCAUGCCGCGGUUCUGCGAUUGCUUUAGGCAGGAACACCUCACAUGUGGUAUUCGUGUGCGAGCCAACUAAUUCGGUUGAGAGCGAGCGAGCGCGAGGCUCUCUGCAUUCGAUACGGCGAGGCUCGCUCGACGUUCGCUCGGUUGCCUCGGACGGUCUACGCAGAACAUCGUUGGCUAAACUACAGGGACUACCGUUGGAAGCGCCUAUCACCAAGGUGAUAUCGCUCUUAUCAACGGCGACAGAGGGUGCACCCCCAUCGACUGUGGCGUGCAUAGAGCGCGCUGUCGACAUGCUGCGCACUUCGGAACUCUACUCGCCUCAGAUGCGAGAGGACCCUAAGAUGAGAGCCGAGGAUCCUAUUGCGACUGACCUUAUUGGAGCUCUGUUAUCGCAAGGUGCUCCAAAUGUGCUCUCAUCAAGAAGGAGCAGUAAUGACUCUACAGUUGUCAGAUCUCAGGCGAAUAGAACCAAUAUGAAACAUAAGACCACAGGUCAACUCCGGGAAAUUUUAGACACUGCCCUUAAUUGGGACUUUGAGAUCUUCCGUCUAGAGGACUUGACUCGUGGCAGACCGCUAACUCACUUGGGGCUCACACUGAUGGGAGGGAGGUUUGAUGUGUGCUCAACUUUAGAGUGCGAUGAAAGGACUCUACUACAUUGGCUGACUGUUAUAGAGACCAAUUACCAUGCUGUUAAUACGUACCACAAUUCUACACACGCUGCUGAUGUCCUUCAGGCCGUAGCAUUUUUCAUAGAGAAAGACCAACUCAAAAUGAUACUAGAGCCGUUGGAAGCUGCUGCCGCUUUGAUAGCCGCAGCAGCGCAUGACAUCGACCACCCUGGCACCUCAUCGGCUUUCCUGUGCAACUCGCGGCACUCUCUAGCGAUCUUGUAUAAUGACGUCUGCGUACUGGAAUCGCAUCAUGCUGCUCUCACCUUCAAACUCACUCUCAAUGACGAUCGCGUGAACAUAUUCAAGAAUCUCGACCGUGAUACUUACAAGUCCGUGCGGCACAACGUGAUCGAUAUGAUCCUCGCCACAGAGAUGACUAAGCAUUUCGAGCACCUCGCCAAGUUCGUCAAUGUCUUCUACGCCAAGUCCAGCGGUAGUAGGGAGGAUGACAUGCAAUCUGAUGAGCCCUUAUCAUUAGACACAACAGCUCUGACAUCGCCGGAAAACGUGUCUCUGGUGAAGAGGAUGAUGAUCAAAUGUGCAGACGUCUCUAAUGCUUCCAGACCUCAAAAGUUCGCCUUUGAAUGGGCAAGAAGGAUCGCGGAGGAAUACUUCUUGCAGACAGAUGAAGAGAAGGCCAAAGAUCUUCCGGUAGUGAUGCCGAUGUUUGACCGCGCCACUUGCUCAAUCCCACGCUCACAGAUCGGCUUCAUUGACUAUAUAAUAAUCGACAUGAUGGAAGCUUGGGCGGCAUUCAUUGAAAUGCCAGAACUAGUGACCCACGCCCGAAACAACCACCAACGCUGGCGCGAACUAGAUGAAGCUGGAGUAACCACCACAGCUGACGUAAUACGAGCUCAACGACAAAACGCCAUACAAGCUCCAGCAAACACAACCUCGGAACCCACUGCUGAAGAAUAAAACAGCAUUUGUUAAAAGCCAAAGAAGCAUACAUAAAAAAAGAAACAGAUAUUUUCCUUUGUGGUAAGAAUUGCAUCAAAUGAUUAAUCGCUUUAUUUAUGCAUAAGCUUUCAGAGAAUGAAAAGAAAUUAAAAGAUAUUACGAAAUUUCUUGCUGUAAAAGAAGUUAUUAUGAACUUACAUCAGAGUUUUUUCGUAGGAAACAAAAAUUAACAUCGCCUACUAAAGAUCCACAGCUAGGCAUGAAUUUCUGGCAACUCCUAUGUGCUGAAUAUAUAUGUGCGAAUCUCUGGUACUCAUAUAAUGUCAUCAGUGAAGGGUCUUGAAACUCUUCGCCUUUCAGUUGGCGGUCGCCAUUUCUUACACGUUUAUCAGUCCUGUAAGCUAUAUUCCUUACUCGUUGCGACUUCAGCUUCGCAAUCAUUGUAUUAUGUCGAAGAAGAAAUAUUAAUAAUCUUUAUGAAAGGAAACAAAAUACAUAUUUCUUUAUUACCAAAUAUUACUAUAAUCAUCAAUUAAUGACAGUGUUUAAUAGAUUCAUUGAUGAUUUGUA
Messenger RNA from Pararge aegeria (speckled wood butterfly), 3498 nucleotides. RefSeq names its product high affinity cAMP-specific and IBMX-insensitive 3',5'-cyclic phosphodiesterase 8 (gene Pde8). The coding region runs from base 244 to 2946 and encodes 900 amino acids. The record is from RefSeq and is a predicted model, not a curated record. The transcript is spliced from 19 exons. Gene Ontology annotation, biological process: positive regulation of ERK1 and ERK2 cascade; signal transduction. Gene Ontology annotation, molecular function: 3',5'-cyclic-nucleotide phosphodiesterase activity. Lineage: Eukaryota; Metazoa; Arthropoda; Insecta; Lepidoptera; Nymphalidae.